AUGUCUGAUCCAAGUGUGCUUGCAAAUGUAUCUUCAGUAAUCGAGAAGACUAUAAAUCGAGUCUGUUGUAGAUCAGAGCUUGACCGAAUAUUCGAACAGGCUAGCCCAUUCGCUAUUGAAGAGCAAAUAUGUCACUUUAAAAAUAUUCACGACAUACUUUACAUCAACUAUGAUCAUGGAGAGCUGAAAAGAAACGAUCUCCAUUGUUGGGAAGCUGAGGAAGCUGAACCUCCUUCAAUUUUUGAUAGAUUUGCCACAAAUAAUAUUCCAGUAAAAUAAAACUAUCAGAUUUGGAAGUUAUGCUGGAGACGAAGAUGAUGGUGAUCACGAAUCUCCAAAAAGAGGGCCAUUAUCUGUGUACUCAAAAUCAUCUGUCUUCAGAAGAGAUUUAAGAAAGAAAGGAAAGUAUCAUCUCACUCAUAAAUUUGUUCCAACACAGAAGCCAAUCCCAAUGGAUCCAGAGGAUCCCGAAGAUUUAUUCACUAGGCAAAUGAGAGCUAUUAAAAUCAAGGAGUUUGAAAGAGAUCAAGAAGAAAUCAAGAAGGCUAAAGAUCUAAGAAGAAGACUCUUAGCAAAAAGCAAAGCAGCUGCUAUUAAAAAUGAAGAAAAACUUCUAUCCAAAAAGGCAUAUACAUAUAAUUAUAACGGUGAAAUUAUUUUUGUUAAAAUGAAUAAUAACGAAAAAUUUCCAACAACACUCUCUCAGCCUCGAAUUGGGACUAAGCUCAAGCCAGUAGCUCAAAUGCCAGAAAAUACCAUUCAUGCGAUCAGAAAUAUCAAUAUGUCUCAGGAUGAGAUUGUGCAGAAGCAUUUCAAACCUACAUCAACUCAGAAAGAGCCUGAAAAAGUCAACAAAAGAAGGAAAUAAAAUUAAGCAUCUUGGAAAAUACUUCAACAAUAUGGUUGAGCCAGCAGGGUCCAACUUCGAUGUCAUGAGUGCAUCUCAAGGUGUAUGAAUCUUAGAAAAUGGCAAAAUAAAAUAAGGGACCACUAAUGAAAAGAAAUUCCUCCCAAGAGACAUUCCAAUUUGGCAGAAGAACAUCAGCUUUCAGCUCAACUAUCAACUCUCAAAAAUAGUGUGGGCAAAUUCGAUCCUAACUCACCAUCAAGUACUCAGCAAUUGAACCCAAUACUUCCUAAUGAUCAGCACAUACUGAUGGUUACUGGAGAUUAUGACACCUUAAUGAGUGGUCCUGAACUUAUGACCACAAGGAAAUUAAACAGAGUAGCUAGUCAGGGAAUGAUCAGUACAGAUAAAGACUUUGAUGUCACAACCCUCUUUCUCCCUGAUAUUGGUGGGGAUCCAAUGACAAGAAUUGAGAAAUCAAAGAUUUCCCAACAAAUAUUUAACAAGCCAUCUCUUUUAAACAUCACCUCAAUGAAGAAAGAAUUCAAAGACUCUUCAAAGGUUGACGAUCUUAAUCAGAACAUCAUGAUGAAUCCAACUUGGGGACAGCACACCAAAGCAGAAGGACUUGAACACCAAAAUGCUGCUAGAAAGCCACAGAUCCAUAAUUUGAUCAAGAGCAACAAAAUUGAAAAACUUGGCACUAACAAGAAGAAAGGGUCCUUCUUAGCAAGAAUGAGGAUGAAAAACUUGACACCUCAUAGCCACCUCCCUCAACCUCCUCUGGGAGAAUCAAUCGGGCAUGGAAUCCUUAAGAAUGAGUUGUAA
Moneuplotes crassus is the source of this 1675-nucleotide messenger RNA. NCBI's taxonomy places the organism in Eukaryota, Ciliophora, Spirotrichea, Euplotida, Euplotidae. The record is from the annotation of a GenBank genome assembly.